AUGUUCACAUCAAUUGAUGCUCUCUUACAACAUGAUAAUAAUCAUAAUAUUGAUAAUGAUAAUGAUAAUAGUAAUUGUAAUGGGUAUAGUAAUAAUAGCUAUAAUGUUCAUAAUCAUAAUAAUAAUCAACAAAAUGCAAUAACUUUAUCAAAUUCUCAUAUUCUACCUGAUAAUAUUUCAUCAUCAUCAUCAUCAUCAUCUACCUAUUCUAUUAAUUCACAAUCAUUAUUUCCUAAAAAUUAUUUUCCUAAAAAUCAAUAUAAUAUUAAAACAUUAUCUGGAAUGGAAAAUAUGUGUUAUGCUCCAUCUUUAACAAUAACAACAACAACAACAACAUCAUCAACAAUAACUGUUACAACACCAAUUAUGAUGCUAUCAUCAUCAUCAUCAUAUAUGUCGACGACAGCAAUAGCAUCAUCAUCAUCAUCAUCACCAUCAUCAUCAUAUAUGUCGACGACAGCAAUAGCAUCAUCAUCAUCAUCAACAACAACAACAACAACAACAGCAACAACAACAGCAACAGCAAUAAGAGAAGGAACAACAACAACGACAACAAGGACAGAGACAGCACCAAUUCUAAUUGAACAACUACCGUAUCCAUCCAUGUUCCACACCACUAACAUUCCAUUACUCUACGAUCAUAUUGCUCUAACAAUAAAUGCAUGGCAAACAUUGGGAAAGAUACGACGUCCACGUACAGCAUUUACAACUGAGCAACUUAUUGAACUUGAAAGAAAUUUUGCGCAAACUCGUUAUUUAUCACGACCUAAAAGGUAUCAACUGGCUCAGAAAUUACAUUUAUCGGAAACACAAAUCAAAAUUUGGUUCCAAAAUCGACGUAUGAAAAAUAAACGUUCUGGUCCAGCUAUUUUAAAUUCAAACAAUGUUUAA
Molecule: messenger RNA, 891 nt
Organism: Loa loa (African eye worm)
Lineage: Eukaryota; Metazoa; Nematoda; Chromadorea; Rhabditida; Onchocercidae
Exons: 3
Coding region: 1-891 (296 amino acids)
Biological process (GO): spinal cord motor neuron cell fate specification; neuron projection morphogenesis; central nervous system development
Cellular component (GO): nucleus
Molecular function (GO): sequence-specific double-stranded DNA binding; DNA-binding transcription factor activity, RNA polymerase II-specific
Source: RefSeq, a predicted model, not a curated record